Periconia digitata is the source of this 2274-nucleotide messenger RNA. The record is from the annotation of a GenBank genome assembly. Lineage: Eukaryota; Fungi; Ascomycota; Dothideomycetes; Pleosporales; Periconiaceae.
CCAAUGAGAGCGUGUCGCUUCGCACCUUUACGACAUUGUGCAGGCGGACAUCGCAUCACUCCACCUACUGUCAGCAGUAGAAUCCCACCCCGUGCCUUGAUACUACCCGCCUACGUACGUGCCAGACUGAAUAACCUCAUGUCGACCAACGGAAUCGAAAAACGUGGCUCGGCCACCACGGUCAAGGCUUGUGAUUCUUGUCGAAAGAGAAAGCGACGAUGCCUAUGGACCGCAGGGGCGCAAAGCUGCAACUAUUGCGUUCAGCUCAAGGAAGAAUGCACUACUACGCAUAUCCGGAAACAACGCGCCAAAUCUCAGAAGAAGGAUCGCAUCAUCGAAUAUGAGCGCCGCAUCAAGAAUCUGGAGUCGCUUCUGAAUGAACAAAACACCACCCAACCCCAGAUGGAUGCACAGCCCCUGGAGCCCGCUGAUCAGGCAGUCUCACUGUCUACAUGGGUGGACAAUCUUCGCUCCCAGGUUGACGCGAUUCCAGAUGUGACUCCGCUGCCUUUCGAUCUAGACAACUACUAUGAUGCUGAACUUGAACCAUUCCCGUUACCAAUGAACGGCCACUCCACGCCAUCUACUGGCAACGAUGGAUCCACCCCAGGCACGAGCUUGGGUACCUUUGAGCAACCCGUGAAAUUCCAAUUCGACCCCGCUUUGUUGCAGGACCCAGCCUUCCAGGCACUUUCCACGGCGGACGAUCUCUCUUCUGUGCAGACAGCACCAUCACUGGGCGAUCUAUCAUCGGUGCAAACAGCUCCUUCGAUAGACAAUUUCUCGUCUGUACAGACGGCUCCAUCACUGGAUGGCCUCUCUUCUGUGCCGACGGCUCCAUCGCUGGAUGGCCUCUCUUCUGUGCCGACGGCUCCUUCACUGGAUGACCUCUCUGCUGUGCCGACGGCUACACCAAAGGAGAGUACCCCACCUGUGCAGAAGAAGAAAGCAUGCGAUGCUUAUCUCCCCCCUCCGGAAUUAGGCACCAUGUUGCUCAAGGAGUAUCUAGUCGACUCCAACACGGUCUUCCCCUUGUAUCGACCCCACGCCAUUGUAGAGCAUCUUCGAAUCUGUUACGAGGGCAGGUCAGAUAACUCAGCUUUGGCAUGGGCUAGUACGUAUGCUGUGUUUGGGUUGGCGCACCGGUCACGGGGCCUAAGUGCAACUGCGACAGUAGAAGACGAUCAACUCGCGGAUUGGUAUCUGUGCAAGAUUCUUCCCACUUUGUCUUCUCUCCUUGUAUCCGAGCCCACAUUCGGACUGGUCCAAUGUUUGCUCGGUCUUGCUAUGCUGAUCCGGAGUUCGAAACAUUACAGCCCGCAUGGCUUGUACGUUUCAACUGCGCUGCGUAUAGCACAGAGCCUCGCAUACAUUGAGCACGAGCAGCUCACUGAAUCGCCCGCCAACCUUGAUAUUGACCAUCAGCGACGCGUUUUGUGGCUAGCAUUCAUCAUGGACACCGAGGACAGCAUCUUCACCAACCUCCCAUCGACACACCGUCGGGAAGACCUGCCCAAGUCAUGUCCCGUUGAGGACCCUCACGACGCGCUUGGUAUCGUGACGGCAGCUGAAGGCACGCUGAAGAUCAACACAUUUGCUCUGCGCGUGCAGCUCGUUUUGAUCCAGUCGGAUGCAAUCGAGGACAUAUUCUCCAUCCGAUCUCGCAAGUCAAAGCCGCAGGAUACAAUAGGGAAAGCAAGGCAAAUUCUCCAGCGCCUCGAGGAGUGGCGGAACAAUGAGCUUUGCCGACGCACUCCAGAGCAACUGAUGCAGCUUCUCUACCGGUCGGAUCUGCUUCACACCAUGAGCAUUGAAGCAUCGUACUUUGCGACCGUGUUCCGCAUACAUGCGUUCCUAGGCUUGGGCAUGGAUCCUCGGAUGAACCCUUUUUCGGCGACUAAUCUUACCAAGCUUUCUGCGAUGAAGAGACAUGCAUGCCGCAAGGAUGCGGAGCAUUUUCUUGGAAUUCUAUCGCUGACACCGCACGACGAGAUUGGGGUCUGCUGGCUCCUCAAAUCUUCCAUCAUCGCUGCACUCGUGACGGUACUGGCUCACUACCUCCACGCACCGGCGCCUGAAGCUCCCUCGCCCGAGCAGAUGAAGGCGUGGUCGGGGAUUCUGCGUUCGAUGGGCCUAUUGAUCAAGGAAAGCGAAGACGUGGAACUCACUCGUGCACACGAGCUUGGGAUGAUGCUUUUCACGCAGGUUGAUUCGAGCCUCCGGGUCAAAUGGUUGCAGGAGCAGGUGGUAAAAGGAGGGACGGGUAGAUUGUAA